UAGCGUUGUUUUGUGAAAUGUGACAUUUAACCCGUUCCAUGCUUCAGUAAAAAAAAAGUAUACCGAAAUAUGUUUAUAUUUGAUUUUUGGUCUGGAGUUUAAGGCAGCUAGUCACGAGGCCCAUGAUGCGGAAGAGUCGCGGGGAUCUGAUUAUCAUCAAAGCAAAAACCACUGCACUGAUUUACUGUUCUCACUCUUCUUAGUGUUUAAUUUUACACCAAAGGACAACGUGGUUUCUCGAGAAAGGGCAGCGGACAGGUAAUGCGAAAUGUCGUCGGAGGAGUUCGAGAAGUUGCACGAAAUGUACGGAUCACUGUACGAGGAGCUCAAGCUAAUGCCAGACAGAGCUCUGACAAGCCACGGAGAGGAGAGGAAGAAGUUGGUGAGAACCUUCGAUGAGAGGCUGGGGGAGGCUGAGGAAGUGUUACAAGGAAUGGAAGAAGAGCUGCGUGCUGCCCCUUCUUCCUAUCGAAAUGCUAUGAGCACAAAGCUGCGCCUGUACCGCCGGGAUCUGGGCAAGCUGCAGAGGGACAUGAAAAACUCUGCUCCUAGCUUUGGCUCCUCUUUCCAGCCAGUGGGAGGAAGUCAUCAUAGCAUCUAUUCAACACAAAAUCAGCAAAGUACACACCUGCAGUCCCAGAGAGCCUUGCUACUGCAGGGCACAGAGUCUCUGAACAAUGCCAGCCAGAGUAUUGAACGAAGCCAACGCAUCGCUGCAGAGACAGAGCAGAUCGGUACAGAAGUCAUCGAGGAGCUGGGAGAGCAGCGAGAACAGCUGGACCGCAGCAGAAACAAAUUGGUGAAUACUGGAGAGAACCUCAGUCGAAGUCGAAAAAUCCUUCGUGCCAUGUCACGUCGGCUGAUGACGAACAAGUUACUUUUAGGUGUCAUCAUUUUAAUGGAGUUGGCCAUCCUGGGAGCUGUGAUUUACCUGAAGUUCUUCCGAUGAUGGUGAGCAAACUACACCACCUGAAGGGCAAACCCAGAUCCUCUACGUCUGUUUCCCUUGACUAUCCACUAGCAAUAAUGCUGUUCUGCUGUAUUCAGCCAACUGUUUCUGUGAGUGCAAACAAGGACAAUGAGAGGAUUCAGUCUUAAAGUGAACCUUUACUGAGAGUGGAUUCUGUCCAUGGGCAGGUGAAGUUCAUUUGACAGCAGUAACAAAUUGUUGAUCCUGUUAAUGGACCAAACCUACAGGAGCUCCAUGGACAAACUGUGAUCUGAGAUUUGCACUGUUUUAUCAGACUGUUAAUGCCAGUGAUGUCCUGUGGGUGGAUUUUCUGGACUUGUGUGCUGGCUGCUGCAGAUCCCAGAGAUGAUUCUCUGUGAGGUUUUAGUCAUGUCAGAGUCUGGUCUCCUUACUCCCACAUGUGAAGAUUCCCUGGUGACAGUACCUGGGACGGUAGCUUUGGCUCCUACAGUACUGAUAGUCAUUGGCACAGGACUUCUAUGAGUUUAUAAAUUCUAAGAUUGGGAUACUUUUCUGUUAGAAUUCAUGACAGUUGUAUUGUUGAUUAUCUUUAUAAAACUAAACAACACUAUGUGAUGAAAUGGCAGCAGCUAAAUCCAUUUUUGAACUAUGUCCAUGCCCGGUAUCAAGAUGGUUGUGUUGAGCUAAUUUUUCCAAUUCUGAGCACUGAGACCUGAGAGAUAAUUAGUCUCUUAAUAAAGUACUCUUAACACAGAUGCAAUGUUCUUAACAGUUAAUAAUGUCUAAUCACUGUAUAAUACAAAAAUCACUGUUACAAAUGGGCUUAGGUAUUCCUUAUUGACAGUCUUCACAUCAUUAAAGCUAAUCUUUAACGUCA
Messenger RNA from Xiphias gladius (swordfish), 1808 nucleotides. It is a transcript of the gene vti1b, whose product is annotated as vesicle transport through interaction with t-SNAREs 1B. Lineage: Eukaryota; Metazoa; Chordata; Actinopteri; Istiophoriformes; Xiphiidae. Bases 269 to 949 code for a protein of 226 amino acids. The transcript has 6 exons. The record is from RefSeq and is a predicted model, not a curated record. Gene Ontology annotation, cellular component: Golgi apparatus; ER to Golgi transport vesicle membrane; late endosome membrane. Gene Ontology annotation, biological process: regulation of protein localization to plasma membrane; macroautophagy; Golgi to vacuole transport. Gene Ontology annotation, molecular function: SNAP receptor activity; SNARE binding.